Molecule: messenger RNA, 2584 nt
Organism: Lytechinus variegatus (green sea urchin)
Lineage: Eukaryota; Metazoa; Echinodermata; Echinoidea; Temnopleuroida; Toxopneustidae
Product: protein downstream neighbor of son homolog
Exons: 10
Coding region: 29-1846 (605 amino acids)
Biological process (GO): nuclear DNA replication
Cellular component (GO): nucleus
Source: RefSeq, a predicted model, not a curated record
CUAUACAUGUAGGUCAGUUGACAUCUCGAUGGAAACUUCACCAAGCAAGCAAUGGACCAAACCCUCCCACGUUAUGAAGGUGCGGAUGAAGCGAAAUCGCCGAAGCACCAGCGAUCUGACUACGAAAUCCUUCAUGUCCGACCAGUCGCUGGUCAAUGCUGGGUCGCAUUCGGCCAGACCAGGGGAGGGCCGGAGUGGGAAGAGGCGGAAUCCAUUCGGUAGCGGGGGUGGCAGCAAUGUCAUGAGAAGGAGAAUUCAAAGUGAAGUUAUUGGAGGGCAGAAGGAGCUUGAUGCAAAGGAUCAUGGGAGAAAUCAUCAGAAGCUUUUCACUGCACUUGAUUCGCAGCAAGAUGAGGUAUUUGAUGUAGAGGCAUGUCAGAGACUGACCAAGGCUAUAAAAGCUAUACAAGCAGAGGAAGAAAAGAAGCUGCCAAAUUCUUCAAAAGAGCCGACCGAGAAAACCUUGAUUGAAUCUCUUGCUGGAGGUAAACCUGAUUUAUCACCGGACUGGUGUCUCAGAACUCGUGUUCGCUUUACGUCACACAGCUCGUUCAGCUGGUGCCAACCGAUACGAAUGAAGGAGGAGGCCAGGGGACUAUGCUCAUUUGUACAGGGUGACACUGGUCCUGACACUGAGAAUGAAAAGCCUGUUGAUGAGUCUAGUUGGAGGAGUGACCUACAGCAGGCUACUAUGUGUUGGAUGCAUCCUGAUCUACCAUGGCUGAACCUCUUCCCAAGGAUUGUACCAGAACCAAAAAAGUUCAAGCAGUCAAUCGCCACCAAGGAACCAGCUAUAGCUACUGCCUUGAUGACAAAUUGGUCAGAGAGUUUCCGAUCUGUAUUCCACUUGCUGCGGUCAGGUCAUUGCCCGUAUUUCUAUCUGUGUACGCAUCACUUUACUGUUCUCUUCAGAGCAGCUGGUGUCGGUGCCACGCCCACUAUGCAUGCUCUCAUGACCCCAACCACUAGAGGGCUUAGAGAGGCAUUAAAAACUGAAGGAAUCAGUUAUUCCAUGCCUCUACAUCAAGAAGUUCCAUCUCCACCGCAGUCAAAGCCGACUACAUCCACUGCAGAUCAACAGAGCAAACUUGCGGGAGAAAGCUGUCCUGAUGGAGAGACUGAUGAGCUGUCUGAGCCCAACAACGAAGAAGGUCAGAUAAAAGAAGAGCCAACAGAGGAGGAGGAAGAGGAAGACAUCCUUCAAAGCCCUACCAAGGCAUCGUCAUGGUUGCAGAGCAUUGGUCUUGAUAAGACUAAUUUUCCAUCGCUAGAACCUACCAGAGUCAAAUUCCAAUCUGACCAGCUGCUUAAGCUGGACAAUCGGCCACAAUCUCUGGUUCUCGUGGAAGGACUGGACACCCAAGCCUUGUACAACUUCCUCCUGAAUAGCCGGACGGUGCUCACCAGUGUAGGUCCGCUAGCCGACAUACCCCCAACCAUCCUCUCACCUCUACCCUUCAAAGGGGCUACCCUCCACAGCUGUAAGUUGAAAUCAGGCACUCUGAAGCAACAGACCAACCAAUCACUGGUAGAGCUCAGUAGUCUAGAGGUCACGGGCCCCGUCAUGCCACACAACAUCCACAGCCUCUGCCAUCUCCUGCGUAGGACGCAAGAUGGCGCUUUCCAGAUGGCCCUCAGCAAUCACGAAGCAACGUCGCCAUUCACGAGCUGUUCACAUUCCAAGAAUGAGAAGAAGGGAGGGACAGACACACGGGACAGUGAGAAAUUGAAUGCAUUGAGAAUGAACUGUGGACUAUCAAAGAGUCAGGCAGAAUAUUUGACAAGCAUGUGUACUGUGAAUCUACCAGUCAAGGAGGUGUUGUGCAAAGAUGGCUUAUUCUUAUAAUUACGGUCAAGUCUACAUAUUCGACUUUAUAUAUUUUUAUAAAGUCCUUAAAUUGCAUAACGUCGGUGUGCUGUUGAAUCCUAGUAUCUCAAACUGGAACAUUUCACAGACAUCUAAAAAAUAUAUAUAUUUCAGAGCUAUGAUACAAGUGGCAACAUUCUUUUGCCUAGAGAGUUUUCAACAGGAUUCAGACAAUGUGAGAUUGCUGCUCUUGCAUUAAUUCUGAAAUUAAGCUUUUUUUCUUAACUGUCCUAAUUUUUAAAAAGCUUUUGAGAUACAAGGUUUUAUUAGCCCACCGAUGAUAAGCCAAAGUAAUAUUAGACCAUUAUUGUGCAAAACGUGUUUUGUGUACUUGUUGUAACUCAAAUUUUACUCAAGUCAAGCAGAUUUCUCUGGUCUUCACGAUUUCAUCACUUCUCACUCAUUUUCAAGAGAGGAUACUCUGCCUCACCUACUCAUCAUCUUUCUCUCAUUUUUCAACUCUUCAAUCCUCCCAAUCCUUUUCAACACUGACCAUUACCAAUGACCCUUGGAGUCUUCCCAUAUUAGUUUUCAAUUGUUUCAAAUAUUUUCCAUACUGGCUACAAUCCUGGUAUACUGAAUUAAAAAUUUUAAGUCCUUAAAUAUCCUCUAAAGACCCAGACCAGAGCUUAAAUUAUAGUGACAGUGAUUUUCUGUUUUACCAGUAAAUAAAACAGAAAUUCAGUUUGGUUCUUAUACUUUUCAUGUAAAAAUUUA